AUGGCUUCAGAGCGAACCGACGACCAUGUAUGCCCAAUUUGUAGAGAGAUAUAUGUCAACGCUUUCUCCAGCAUAUGUGGCCACACCUUCUGCUUCGAAUGCAUCCGUGCACGUAUCGCACACAUACAGACGUGCCCAUGCUGUAGUCAUCCGCUUUCGCGGGACACGCUGUUUCCCAACCUAGCCCUGGACAGACUCUUGAAAGGCCUUUCCUUGGCAAGCCAGCCACGAGACUCGCUUAAGAAGAACAAGCCAUGUUCGGUUCGCGGCGAACGCGAUAUCAUGAUCCAAAGUCAACGAAUUGCUGAUGCGGUGACAGGACUUCCACUUGGAUGCGUGCCCGGUUUGUUGCACUCCGUUGCAGGCAAGCACCGAGAUCUGAUUAUGGAUGAUGAGCACUCAAACAUAGGUCUUUUGCGAGAUUUUUUGCUGUUUUCUUUUAAACGAAAAAUGAGGUGCACCGAACAUCUUGAAAGAGAAAUCAGCUCGAUUGAAGAAGAUGUGGCAUGGGUCGACAAGCAGCACAUGGAACUUGGGCUCGGUCCUGCACUGCGUCCCGCACAUGAUACUGCUACUGUGGGAUCAAGGGCUCAUAUUCCACGGGAAACACAGAGAUGUUUGGGUGGAAGUCAACGAAUACUUCCCAACAACGAGAAUAUGAAUGCAAAGAGAUUGAAUUCGGGUCCGAGUUUGGUAGCUGAUAUGUUGAGCGCUUGGGGCAUAGACUGGGGCACUCGCCAGGCCAACAGCAGACACAAGUCGUAUCAAAGUGAUGAAACGCACAUUAGUGACUUGUACGCCUUCAGUCAAAUGGGAAUCGCACAGCUGGCACAUGAUUCACCGCAUAUUGUCGAGUGCCAAAGUGCGCCGUCUAAAAUUAAAAGUAUUCCAGGAAUAGACAGCGACUCUGAGUUACAUAAAACAGGUAGAAGGAUAGAUCUGCGGUUGCAGGAAAGCGCCUCUAUUCGGAGAUCGAUUGGCGAUAUGAAUUUCACAUCAGCAGGCUCGGAAAACGUCAAUUCCAUGGUCUCCGAUCAAAAAAUUUCAUCGACGUGUAUUCUCGACGAUAGCGAAGUGCAGACAAAAAUGAAUUUGAGUGCAACACUAUUGUUGCCUGUUUCAGGAGCGAAAAUCAAAAAGGUUUUUACACAUUUUAGUAACUUGCAGCAGAUCUAUUCUGAUGUUCGAUGCGGUGAUGACAAUAAUAACGUAGUACUCCGUGGGAGCCGCGUUAAAGACGCAGGUUCAAUCGCUGUCCCUUCGCUUGACCACUUUGCACGGCUAAUAACUGAUUCAUCUUCCUGCGAUCGACUUGCUGUGGUUGGACAGGUUCAACAUAUUGGAUCAUCGAACACGAGCGCAUCAAAUCCAAUCAUCUCUUCAAUCGAAAUUGACAUGGAGGAUUUCUGCUUUGCAACAGCAGGUGUCUCCAGACUUAUCCAUUUUUUCAGAUUUGCCGAUGUGUGCAAUGGUUACGAACACUCGGGUCUUCCUGCGCAAAGUAUAUCAACCUCUAGCAAGCUGUCAUGUCUCAGCUACAGUAAACACGUACAGAAACACAUAGCAAGCAGUGACUAUGAAGGAGUGAUAUCAGUAUGGGACAUUGAGAUUGGGAGCGCUCUAGUUGAAUACGAAGAGCACGGUAAACGUGCAUGGACUGUAGAUUUUUGCCGAACAGAUCCUCGUUUGCUUGCGAGUGGUUCGGACGAUGGCCGUGUCAAGAUUUGGAGCACUAAUCAAGUCGCAUCUGUGCUUGAACUUGACAUGCGUGCAAAUGUGUGCUGCGCGCAAUAUGGACCUAAUAGCGCACAUCAACUUGCUGUUGGAUGCGCAGACCACAUGGUUCAUCUUUUUGACCUUCGAAGUCCCUCAGAACCUCUCGCUAUUUUGUCUGGCCAUCGUAAGGCUGUCUCAUAUGUUAGGUUCCUGCCUUCGGGACGUGAGUUGGUAAGUGCAUCAACAGAUAGUACGCUUUGUGUCUGGGAUGUUCAUCAAUCGCUCGCACGCGCGGGGCAUGAACGAUACCAGGAAUCCAACGGCAUUACAACUGGCACAAGACUGACCAGGGUUCACGAUGGUCACAUUAAUGAAAAGAACUUCGUCGGCCUUAGUGUCGGCGCGGAAGAAUAUAUUGCAUGCGGAAGCGAGACCAACGAAGUCAUCCUGUAUCAUAAGGAGCUCAGACGACCGCUGGCGCGCUAUAACUUUGCCGAAGAAACAAAGUUCCCGAUCUUGCACUCUACUUGCUUAGCCAGGCAUACCAGCGUCAACGACUUUGACAGCAAUUUAAGCACUCUUAUGUCAACUGGUAUUACGGAUCUUGGAAACGGUGCUCAAGGUGCACAUGUCACCACUCAUCAACAAUCCCAGCCUCAUUUUAUUAGUGCGACGUGCUGGAAAGGAAAUGAUGCUACUGUGCUCGCAGCAAGCAGCAGUGGACUCGUCAGAGUACUCCAACUUGUGAACAACCAAGGUUACCACUGA
Micromonas commoda is the source of this 2484-nucleotide messenger RNA. RefSeq names its product E3 ubiquitin-protein ligase COP1 (gene COP1). The transcript has a single exon. The record is from RefSeq and is a predicted model, not a curated record. NCBI's taxonomy places the organism in Eukaryota, Viridiplantae, Chlorophyta, Mamiellophyceae, Mamiellales, Mamiellaceae. Gene Ontology annotation, biological process: proteasome-mediated ubiquitin-dependent protein catabolic process. Gene Ontology annotation, molecular function: metal ion binding; ubiquitin protein ligase activity; protein binding. The coding region runs from base 1 to 2484 and encodes 827 amino acids.